Rhagoletis pomonella (apple maggot) is the source of this 491-nucleotide messenger RNA. RefSeq lists its product as uncharacterized. The record is from RefSeq and is a predicted model, not a curated record. NCBI's taxonomy places the organism in Eukaryota, Metazoa, Arthropoda, Insecta, Diptera, Tephritidae. The transcript has 2 exons. Bases 27 to 371 code for a protein of 114 amino acids.
GCAAGGCGUAGUUGGAAAAUAUACCAAUGUCGGCGAAAAAGACUCCGAUUCCUGGUGCACAAAGAGACAAGCGUUAUGUUGAAAAACUAAAAGAAAGCAACAAAUACGACGAGUACAAAAAGAAAAAGGCCGAAGCAAUGAAAAAAUUGAGGGCUAACAGAAAAGAGGAGGAAAAACUAAUGCCAAUAAGUGAAUUGGGAAAGGCGAUUUCUAUGCGCCGUGCUGCUGGCCGCGAAAGAAGCAAAAAAUAUCGACGGAAAUUAAAACAAUCAGUUAAAGACACCCAAAAAAACAUUUCGUCUUCGAACCAAAUCCGUACCAUUGGGGACGAAAUAGUAACUUAUACUACUUCUCGGCAAGGAUACAAUUAAAAUUUCUUUUUUUUUGUGAUAUUUUAUGUUUAUUUAUGUUUAAAAAAAAAAAACUACAACUGAAGUGAUGCCUUAAUUUUGCAACAACUAACAUGACUGAAAUUAAUAAAGACUUUUUUA